Molecule: messenger RNA, 744 nt
Organism: Rhea pennata
Lineage: Eukaryota; Metazoa; Chordata; Aves; Rheiformes; Rheidae
Gene: EMX2
Product: empty spiracles homeobox 2
Exons: 3
Coding region: 1-744 (247 amino acids)
Biological process (GO): central nervous system development; neuron differentiation; regulation of transcription by RNA polymerase II
Cellular component (GO): nucleus
Molecular function (GO): DNA-binding transcription factor activity, RNA polymerase II-specific; RNA polymerase II cis-regulatory region sequence-specific DNA binding
Source: RefSeq, a predicted model, not a curated record
AUGUUUCAGCCCACACCCAAGCGGUGUUUCACCAUCGAGUCGCUGGUGGCCAAAGACAGCCCCUUGCCCGCGUCUCGCUCCGAGGAUCCUAUCCGGCCAGCGGCGCUGAGCUAUGCCAAUUCCAGCCCGAUGAACCCUUUUCUCAACGGCUUCCACUCCACCGGCAGGGGGGUCUACUCCAACCCGGACUUGGUCUUUGCAGAGGCCGUCUCCCACCCGCCUAACCCAGCCGUGCCGGUCCAUCCCGUGCCCCCUCCCCACGCCCUGGCCGCCCACCCCCUGCCAGCCUCGCACUCCACGCACCCGCUCUUCGCUUCGCAGCAAAGGGACCCCUCCACCUUCUACCCCUGGCUAAUACAUCGGUACCGGUAUCUGGGCCACAGGUUUCAAGGGAAUGAAACCAGCCCGGAGAGCUUUCUAUUGCACAAUGCACUGGCCAGGAAACCCAAACGGAUCCGUACAGCUUUCUCCCCAUCCCAAUUACUGAGACUGGAACACGCCUUUGAGAAGAACCAUUAUGUGGUGGGAGCAGAGAGAAAACAGCUGGCUCACAGCCUCAGUCUCACGGAAACUCAGGUAAAAGUAUGGUUUCAGAACAGAAGGACGAAGUUCAAGCGGCAAAAGUUGGAAGAGGAAGGCUCAGACUCACAACAGAAGAAAAAAGGGACUCAUCAUAUUAACCGGUGGAGAAUCGCCACCAAACAAGCCAGUCCAGAAGAAAUCGACGUCACGUCGGACGAUUAA